This is a messenger RNA of Rhinocladiella mackenziei CBS 650.93, 2373 nucleotides long. RefSeq lists its product as uncharacterized. Gene Ontology annotation, molecular function: ATP binding; preribosome binding; ATP hydrolysis activity. Gene Ontology annotation, biological process: ribosome biogenesis. Lineage: Eukaryota; Fungi; Ascomycota; Eurotiomycetes; Chaetothyriales; Herpotrichiellaceae. Gene Ontology annotation, cellular component: nucleus. The transcript is spliced from 2 exons. The record is from RefSeq and is a predicted model, not a curated record. Bases 1 to 2373 code for a protein of 790 amino acids.
AUGCCUCCAAAGAUUUUUGUCGCAUUUGGUUCUCACAGAUACCAAAGGACAACCGCAAACCUGAGCCGACGAAUGGCUCCCGGAGGUCAUCGACGUCGCCAAACGCUGGGUCAAGGUCUGGAUAAGGAGGUUCACCAAGUUGUGCGCAAAAUCAUCGAUGAACGCUCCCAGUACGGUGAUGCCACUACCCGACUGUCUUUCGCAGUAGUCUAUGACGAGAUCCGAAGCUCGAACUCCAGUCUCAACCGAAAACCCAAGAAGGUACUAGAGGACAGCAUCGAACGAGUCCUCGAAACUAUUGAACAGGAUGCAGAAUCCGAUUCCGAAAAUCUAGCAAAUGACGACGAUCAAGAGGGUCAACACCAGCGAGGAAAACAAAGGCCAUCUUCAAAUGGCCUCAAUAAGAGUAUCGUGGGCAUGUGGGCUACAUCAGGGACAUUUACACCUAGCGGCUCCCAAACACCUCAACGAGAUCAACAACUCGAUAAAUCCAGCAAUGUUGACGCCGACCAGUCCGCUAAACGUCGUCUCGCAAAUGGCGAGCCCCCUACGAAGAAACGCAGAGCCACAACGGGUUCAAACUUGUCCAUCAAUAAAUCUCCACCGACGUACGUUAGCCUAGCGUCUCUGGGCGGCGUGGACGCUGUGAUCCAACAAUUCGAAGAUCUCCUCGUCCUCCCCAUGAAGCGACCGGAAAUCUACACUAGAAGCAACGUGCAGCCACCGCGGGGUGUCCUGAUUCACGGGCCCCCCGGAUGUGGCAAGACAAUGAUAGCGAAUGCCUUCGCCGCUGAACUGGGUGUGAAUUUCAUCUCCAUCUCCGCACCGAGCAUUGUCUCGGGAAUGUCUGGGGAGUCGGAGAAAGCACUACGGGAUCAUUUCGAGGAAGCGAAGAAGUCGGCUCCGUGUCUCAUAUUCAUCGACGAGGUCGAUGCGAUCACGCCGAAACGAGAGUCGGCGCAACGUGAAAUGGAAAAGAGAAUCGUCGCUCAGUUACUGACGUGCAUGGACGAUCUUGCCUUGGAAAAGACAGAUGGGAAGCCUGUGAUUGUUCUUGCUGCGACGAAUCGGCCCGACAGUCUCGAUGCAGCGUUGAGACGAGGGGGUCGCUUCGACAAAGAGAUCAAUAUGAGUGUGCCUAGUGAGCCCGUUCGAGAACAAAUUCUACGGGCCUUGACGAGGGACACCAAUCUCGCGGACGAUGUGGACUUCUCGCUGCUAGCCAAAAGAACUCCGGGUUUUGUAGGUGCAGAUUUGAACGAUCUUGUUUCGACCGCCGGAGCAGCUGCUAUCAAACGAUAUCUCAAUAUUCUGAAGGCAAAUUCGGAAACAGCCUCGAUAGAUCUUGAUCCCAUACCCGGACGCUCUCCCCACUCGCUCUCGCCAAAGGUCACUUCCCUUCGCCGACUUAUUAAAUAUACCGAUGAGAACCCACCGGAACAAAAUAGUGAUGACGCCGUAAUCUCCAUAACCUUCGACGACUUCCUGACAGCGCUCCCUCAAAUUCAACCUUCGGCGCUGAGAGAAGGGUUCGCGACCAUACCGUCGACGACGUUCUCUUCCAUCGGAGCAUUAGACAGCCACAUUUCCGAAUUGACUUCAACAAUCAUCUCACCAAUCCUCAGCCCAUCACUCUACUCCAAUCUGGGAAUAACACCCUCGUCAGGGACGCUUCUGUGGGGCCCUCCCGGCUGUGGCAAGACACUACUAGCAAAAGCGUGUGCAAAUUCCAGUCAUGCCAACUUCAUUAGUGUCAAGGGCCCGGAGUUAUUGAACAAAUACGUGGGUGAAUCUGAGCGGGCUGUUCGGCAGGUCUUCACUCGUGCGAGAUCAAGCGUCCCCGUGAUCAUAUUCUUUGACGAACUUGACGCUCUAGUGCCUCGACGUGAUGGGACGAUGUCUGAAGCUAGUGCCCGAGUAGUCAACACUCUACUGACUGAACUCGAUGGUGUCGGCUACAGUCGAGAGGGCAUCUAUGUGAUCGCAGCCACAAAUCGACCUGACAUCAUUGAUCCCGCAAUGUUGAGACCCGGCCGCUUGGACUCAUUGCUUUAUGUCGGCCUUCCCGAUGCGGAAGGGAGGGUGGAUAUUCUGAACACACUUUGUAAGAAGGUAAAGAAUUUUGUAUUCGAUGAUUCCAUCGCCGCAAUUGCUCGAGAAUGUGAUGGGUUUAGUGGUGCUGACCUGGAGUCAUUGCUGAGACGUGCUGGAAUGGCUGCCAUCCGUCGUUGCGCAUCUCUUUCUUUGCCCUCCGAUAAUGUUGUGUUAGUAGCUGAAGAUUUUGUCUCGGCUAGAAACGAGGUCAGACGUAGUGUCGGAGUUGAUGAUAUGUUGCGGUAUGAAUUACUUAAAGAACAAUGGGGUCAGAGUUGA